UCCUAAUAUUCCUCUACAAAGGAGUCUGCAGAGACCGAGAAAGAGAGAAGGGCAAAGAGAAAAGAGAUUAGCACAAUCACUGCAGAGAACAGACUGUACCUUUAAGAGAGAGAGAGAGGAGAACAACAAAACCAUGCUAAUCUAUCACUGAGUGUUUUUUUCUUCUUGUUUAGUUCAGGCUGUGUAUUUAGUAAAAGCUCUUUGCAGCUUCUCCAACACUCGUAAACCAGCUCAAUUGCACAGCGCCAAGCAAGGACGUAUACACACACACACACACACACAUGCACACACGACCGCACACGCUCGUUCUCCCUGAGUCGCACACACACACACACAACGCCUCACACGAGUACAGCGCUGCCCGCGAGAACCAGCUGGAGAAAGCCCAUCUCGGACGCUGAGAGAGAGAGAGGGAGAGGAACAGAGGACAGGAGCGAGAGAGCGAGACAAAGGAAGGCAGGGACGGAAGGAGAAAAGGAGCGAAUAGAAGCGCAGCCGGCUCCGGGAGAGGCUAACGACACGGAGUGAAGACAAGAGAGAGGAGGAGGACCAGGAGGGUGGAUCAGGAAGCAGGCUGGUGGCUCUCUCUUGUAGGCAGCGGAGCACGGUGAAGGCAUUAUGGGAAAUGCACCAUCCCAAGCCAUCACUGCUGGAAAGAGAGAUAGAGAGAGAGGGCACACGGCAGCGCGACCAGAAUACAAAGCAGGCCGAGAUGAUGUGGAAGACCCGGAGCGUGGCGGAGGUCACAUGAUCUCCACCGAUGACUUGGAGUACCCGCGUGAAUAUCGCACGCUGGGAAAUAGUGCGCGGCGCUUCUCCAACGUGGGACUGGUCCACACCUCUGAGCACCGGCACACGGUCAUCGCCGCCCAGAGCCUGGAGGCCCUCACCAACCUGCACAAGGCCGACAUGGAACGCAAGCGGGACGCCUUCAUGGACCACCUGAAGAACAAGUACCCUCCCCAGCACUCUUUACCACCCUCUCCAUCCCCCUCACAUGGCAGCAUGAGGGGCACUGCAGAGAGAAACGCACGUGAACAGCAACAGCCAAACUACUGGAGCUUUAAGAGCCGUAGUCCACGUCACUCCCAGUCCACUCAGUCAGGUUUGGCAGACCAGGCGUCUAAACUGUCCUUCGCGUCUGCUGAGUCUCUGGAGACCAUGUCUGAGGCCGACAUGCCGCUGGGCUUCAACCGCAUGAACCGUUUCCGUCAGAGCCUCCCACUGUCCCGCUCUGCAAGCCAGAAUAAACUACGCUCUCCAGGUGUCCUUUUCCUGCAGUUUGGCGAUGAGACCAGACGUGUUCAUAUCACUCACGAGCUCAACAGUUUGGAGACCUUGCACGCACUUAUCGUGCACAUGUUCCCUCAGAAGCUGACAGCAGGAAUGCUGAAGUCCCCAAACACGGCCAUCUUGAUCAAAGACGAAGCGAGGAACGUCUUCUACGAGCUGGAGGACGUGAGGGACAUACAGGACCGCAGUAUCAUUAAAAUCUAUCGCAAAGAGCCCAUCUAUGCCUCCUAUCCUGCAGCACAUCUGGCCAACGGAGAUCUCAGGAGAGAGAUGGUUUACUCAUCACGGGACUCGUCGCCUACCCGUCGCCUCAACACUCUCCCUUCCUCCACUGCCUCGCCCUCCUCCAGCUCUCCUUCCCGAUCCCGUCUCUCCUACAGUGGAGGUCGGCCCCCCUCUUUUGCUGGUCCGGGUCACCCUCACCCACAGGGUCCCCAGCAUCCGUCCCACUCCCACCACCCUUCGCCCUCUCACGGACAGGCUCAAGGCCUAACCCCCUCCUCCUCGGCCAUCCUGGAGAGGCGUGAUGUCAAACCCGAUGAGGAGAUGUCUGGUAAAGGCAUGGUCCUCCUGAAGAAUGAAGGACUUUAUGCUGAUCCGUACAGCUUGAUGCACGAGGGUCGGCUUAGUAUCGCUUCUACUCAGUCCCUGGCCACCAUCGCCGACCCCUUCGGCUUCCCGGUGUCAGGAGGUCUGUACCGCCGAGGUUCGGUGCGGUCUCUCAGUACAUACUCAGCUGCGGCACUUCAAAGCGACCUGGAGGACAGCCUGUAUAAGCCUGGAGGUUCCUUAUACUCCGAUACCUACAGCAGCUCCACGCUCGGCAUGGGCUUUCGUCUGCCGCCCUCCUCCCCGCAGAAGAUUCCCGAUGUGCAGCUGAGGGACAGGGAUUCGUUCACUGGGUCUCCCAGCCGAGGGUCGCCUGUGAGAACCACCUUCCGCAAAGAUUCAGCUUCCUCUUCAGUGUUUGUGGAGAGUCCGAAGUCCAGACCCAGCUCCAGUUCUGAACCCCUAGGAGAUGGGAGUAAGGGACCUGGAUUUGGGUCGUCGUUACCUGGGGGCGAGACGGACACACGCAGGGAUCGUAUGGAGGCAAUGGAGAAGCAGAUAGCCAGUCUGACUGGACUGGUUCAGAGCGUCCUAACACGAGCACCAGACAGUGACAGCACAUGCGGCCUGCUGCGUCUCUGCAUGAUGGCGGGCUGCCCUCCGGACCAGGGGGCGGACUUUUCACGGCCCUUCCCUUUCUCUUCCAGCGAGAAGACCGAAUCCACCAGCGACGGCUCCGCCACAGGAACUGGCCGGCUGAAGAAGAAAGCGCUGACUCCAUCUGCCCCGCUGGCACUGAUGCCUCCGCCUUCAUCUGGAGGCUCUCAGGCCUCCACCGUCUCCAGGCUACAGAUGCAGCUCCACCUGCACGACCUACAACAGAACGCCACCGAUCUGCGCAAGCAGCUCGCACAGCUCCGUAAAAUGCAGUUGCAGAACCAGGACUCCAUACGCAGUCUACUGAAGAGGACCGAGACAGAGCUGAGUCUGCGUCUAUCAGAUGCGUUGAGGAAACAGGAAGACCCUCUCCAGAGACAGCGCCUCCUAGUGGAAGAGGAGAGACUCAAAUACCUGAACGAGGAGGAACUCAUCAUACAGCAACUGCAUGAUCUGGAAAAGUCAGUGGAGGAAAUCCAGAAGGAGAUGUCUGUCAAUCACCGACAUGUGACAGUGCAGGAGCUGGAGGAGAAAAGCUCGCUGCUGAGGAAACUGGGAGAGACUCUCACCGAGCUGAAGAAUCAGUUCCCGGGGCUCCAGAGUAAAAUGCGAGUGGUGUUGCGAGUGGAAGUGGAAGCUGUGAAAUUCCUGAAAGAGGAGCCACACAGACUGGACGCUCUGCUUAAACGCUGCAGAUCUAUCACAGACACUCUCACCACACUGAGGAGGCUGGUGAAUGAAGGAGUGUGGAAAACCCAGGAUGAGUAUUCCGGCCCCUCUCCUAAACUCGGAGGAGGGGACGAGUACAGGAAGAACACAGACUUUGAUAUUCCAACCAGUCCACCGCUAAACCUCAAUGAGACCAGCCUGGCUAACUGGAGCCCUCACUCUGGUCAAGUCCACAGCCACUCGAACCCCUCUAGUGCACAGCGUGAGAAGGAUUCUCAUGGGAUGGUGGGCUCGUUGAAGGGACGGGAGCUGGGCGAGCUGGGAGGUCGAGGAGGGUCUGAUAAGGCCUCAUCCGUGGAAGUUAGACUGGCAGCUGAGCGGGAUUGGGAAGAGAAGAGGGCCAGUCUAACACAGUACAGCGCUCAGGACAUUAAUCGACUGUUGGAGGAGACUCAGGCUGAGCUCAUGAAGGCCAUUCCUGACUUGGACUUUGCUGCCAGGCAGAUCAAACCUGCUCAGAACCAGAUUCAAAACCAAAACCAGGGCCAGGGUCCAUCUAGCACCAAUGCCACACCUGAACACAAGCCUAAUAAACCUCAGAAUAAACUUUCCAGUAAAGACGGCGGAUCCAGACGAGGCUCGGAUGAACUGACAGUGGCGAGGUAUCGAACAGAGAAGCCCUCAAAAUCCCCCCCUCCUCCACCACCCCGCCGGAGUUUCCCCUCCACCCCUGGCCUGACUACACGCAGCGGAGAGAUGAUCAUUCCUGGAAAGAGUAUAAAGAAAUCAGAAUCAGAGGAGACUGAUUCUCAGAAGCCACACGUUAAGCUGAGGAGGAGUAUAUCUGAAGCCCCCCGACCGGCCUCCACCCCUCCGACCAUCGCUGGUGGAGAGCGAGAGGAGGGCAACGAGGAGAAGUUUGCAGCUGAGCUAGAGCAGUUGAUCGCAUCUAAGGGUGGUGAUAAUCACUCCAGUGAUUUUACAGAGAAAUCUCUGAUACAGCACGGGAUGUCCUCCACUCCAGUUCCCCAGAUAGUCUUAACCGAGUGUAACUCUCUUCCCACGUCCCCCUCUGAGGACUCAGCAGAGACCCGACGGUCUGACAGCGCGCAGACAAUUAAAGAAAAUAACACUGGAAAUGACAUCAGAGUAAGUUACUUCAGCCACAUUGUGAGGACUCCCCGUCUGCCGCUGUGGAAACAAGACUUGUCAGCCUGCCAAAAAGUCCCUCGAUUACAAGACUUGGAUGCAACCCAGAGGGAGCUCCAGAGUCCCGUCCAGGAUGUGACCCAGUCAUGCCCGCCCUUAACAAGUGAGAGAGCAAUUAAACAGCCCCUGAGGAGGGAGCCGAGGGUUCAGGAUUCUCUCGAGGUGGCGACAGAAACGAAAGAAGAGCGAAUGAGAAAGUCGGACACUACAUUGUCCGUCUCGCCGCAAAACGGGCCGGCAGAGACAUCUCAAGUGGGUUUGAUCCGCACUCAAGGCGUUGGAGGGGAAAAGGAAGACAUCUGCCACAGCACGUACCGUCGUCUGGACAGUCUGGAGGAAACCAUCCGUGAGCUGGAGCUCAGCCUGAUGGAGUUCAGCACUGAUCCUCACACGGGGAACAUCUUCCCAGCAUCCGUCCAGACGCAGAGUUCCUCCACCAAGAGAUCCGGCAGCACCCGAUAUACAGCAGACGGAGGAGACACAAACAAACCCACUGUCCCACCUAAACCGUCCUGCAUCAGCACAUCCACAGCCAAGGUUCAACCUAACCUUCAGUAUCUUCUCCAGCCCUGGUCUUUCUGUCUUUUCCAUCUUCUUACUUCCUGUCUGGUGGAAGGUUUUUGGUCUCUUCCGCUGGGUUGCUCAACUAGAUCAGUUUGUUCUCUUUUGCAAAUGCUUUGAUAAAUUGUUUGCCUCCAGACUCUGUAGAAAUACAUAUUGUAUCUUUCUCACAAUAAAUUCUCUUGUUUCCUAUUCUUUAUUAGCCCACUCUUUUUUUUUCUCCUCUUAAAAUGACUUUGCAAUUUGAUUACUUUCCCCUUGUCUUAUUUUCCUCUGGUACAUAGGACAUAAUAUGUGGUUUUCUCGUAAAAUAAAAAGAUAAAGCCAGGGAAGCUCUUCGUAACUACUCAAGUGAUUUUGUUGCGUAAUUUAUGCGGUAUUGUCUCCUCUCGCAUUUGUCUUUCGUCUUUAGAGAGUAGUUGUCAGGAUAAACCGCUAUGAAGCAGCGAUCCACCAGACGUCAUGUGUAUUACUCAGCUCCGCUGAGAACAGGGCUGAUCUCUGUGAGUGACAGAAGGGAAGGAUUGGGAUGAAGUCACUUGUGUUUUCCACUGUGUUGCUUUCAGCCCACACAUUUGUAUACAAGCCAACAUUGCAUCAUCCCUCCUAACUGUUGUGUUUGAGCCCCUUGCUCUAGGUCCUUGCACGCUUUUCUCAUAGGACAGAUGGAACCUGGCACCCGCAGGUCCACCUGAUUGCAAGCAUUAGAUCCUCUUACAGAGCCCUUCUUUCAGUGAGGUGCUCAUUAGCAUAAAACACACAGCUAAUGUGCCUCCUUGAAGCUUUAAAAGGACUGUUGGCUGGUUGUGACUCUAGACUUUGGUCUAGUGCUUGAUAGGUAAUAUAUGCAGAGAGAAAAGACUAGAGAAAGCGUCCAUUAUUUUGUAUUGCACUGAGAGCUUUUGUCAACUUCGUGCAGAGGCGUAUAAUUUAUAUUUUCUGAAUUUAAUACAAGAAAUUAUAGGUAAUAUGUGUCUGUGUGUGUGUGUGUGUGAGAAUGAAUGAGAGGACUGUGCUGAGAUGCAUGUGUUCUAUUAAAAACACAUCACCCUCCUGCCUGUCUUGCACACUAUUCUCCUCCAGCACUUCCUUUGACUGCUGGUGAUGGCAAAUACACUGUUGGAAAUUGGGUGGAAAAUAUUACCAAAUAUAGAGCACAGAUUGAUCUCUUCUUCUCUAUCA
Onychostoma macrolepis is the source of this 6120-nucleotide messenger RNA. RefSeq names its product SRC kinase signaling inhibitor 1a (gene srcin1a). Gene Ontology annotation, cellular component: actin cytoskeleton; cytoplasm; postsynaptic density. The coding region runs from base 619 to 5058 and encodes 1479 amino acids. The transcript has 19 exons. The record is from RefSeq and is a predicted model, not a curated record. Gene Ontology annotation, biological process: regulation of dendritic spine morphogenesis. NCBI's taxonomy places the organism in Eukaryota, Metazoa, Chordata, Actinopteri, Cypriniformes, Cyprinidae.